Cucumis sativus (cucumber) is the source of this 1408-nucleotide messenger RNA. Its product is annotated as GDSL lipase. Gene Ontology annotation, molecular function: hydrolase activity, acting on ester bonds. The coding region runs from base 121 to 1275 and encodes 384 amino acids. The transcript has 5 exons. The record is from RefSeq and is a predicted model, not a curated record. NCBI's taxonomy places the organism in Eukaryota, Viridiplantae, Streptophyta, Magnoliopsida, Cucurbitales, Cucurbitaceae.
UAUGUUUACGAUUUUGGUUCAAGGAAUUCAAAUUUCUUUAACAUAAAAGGACAAAUUAUUCACGUUUGCAAAAGACGAAGCUAUGUUGAACAAAUAAGAGCACGAGAAGAAUCCGACUCCAUGGAUCAGUUUCAUAAGAUGAAGAUACCAUCAAUCUUCCAUUUCCUUUUCUUAAUCCUUUCCACAUUUUUCUUCAUCGCUCAACCCUCUCGAAUCCACAAUGUUUCUUCAUCGCAAAAUCGCCUCGCCUUCUUCGUAUUCGGCGAUUCCUUUGUCGAUUCCGGUAACAACAAUUUCAUCAACACCACCCAAACUUUCCGCGCCAAUUUCACCCCCUACGGCCAAACUUUCUUCAAAUCUCCAACAGGAAGAUUCUCCGACGGCCGUAUCAUGCCAGAUUUCAUCGCGGAGUAUGCGAAUCUGCCUUUGAUUCCGCCGUAUUUAGAUCCUCACAACAAACUCUACAUCCAUGGUGUGAAUUUUGCAUCCGGUGGAGCCGGUGUUUUGGUUGACACUCAUCCAGGAUUCGCGAUAGGCAUGGAAACUCAACUUAGGUAUUUCAAGAAAGUGGAGAGAUCGAUGAGAAAGAAGCUAGGGGAUUCAAUAGCGUAUGAUUUGUUUUCGAACUCUGUUUACUUCUUUCACGUCGGAGGAAAUGAUUACAAGAUUCCGUUUGAAGACUCCUCUGUUCAUGAGAAGUACAACGAAACAGAGCACGUUUAUACGGUCAUCGGAAACCUCACGGCGGUGGUCGAAGAAAUAUACAAAAAAGGAGGAAGGAAAUUUGCGUUUGUGGCGAUUCCUCCUUUAGGUUGUUUGCCAAACACAAGAUUAUUGAAAAAGGAAGGCGAUGGAAGCUGUUGGGAUGAAAUUUCAGCACUUGCAAUCCUUCACAAUAACCUUUUUCCUAUUGCUCUUCAAAAAUUUGCUGACAAAUUUCCAGGAUUCAAAUACACCGUUGCCGAUAUGUAUACUCUCCUUCAAAACAGAAUCGACAACCCUUCAAAAUAUGGUUUCAAGGAAGGGAAGAAAGCAUGUUGUGGAAGUGGAAGUUUUGGAGGAAUAUAUAGCUGUGGAGGAAUGAUGAGAGGAAUGAAAGAGUUUGAGUUAUGUGAAAAUCCAAAAGAAUAUUUGUUUUUUGAUUCAUAUCAUCCAAAUGAAAGAGCUUAUGAACAAUUUGCAAAGCUAAUGUGGAGUGGAGAUUCCCAAGUCAUAAAGCCUUACAACCUCAAACAAUUUUUUCAAUAUGGAUCAUUACAAUCUUUUGAACAUUGAUCUCUUAUAUUGAAAAAUAAACCUUUUUGUACUUUGCUAUCCAUUUUGCAUACAUAUAUAUCACUCAAUUUGAACAUUUGAACAGUAUGUUGAAAUAUUGCAAAAUGCUCCCAUCUAUCCGUUUUUAUGAUUA